GGAACUGGCUGUCAAUUGACUCGGCAGCCCCGCCCUUAGUGGCGCAGGUUAGGUUGCGUGCAGUGCGGCGUCGAGAAUGUCCUUCUCCAGCAGUCAUUUGGAUGUGAUGUUCUCUGAAGAGGACAUUGUGGGAACAAGAUGUUUAAAUGGUGAUUCCGAGCACUUAAAAAAAUAAACAAAUAACCCCAACUCCAGCUGUUUGAACAUCCUGUUCAAAAGUCCCCCCCCCCUUCAGAGCUCUUAAUGCAUCGUGUUGCCUUCUUGAGACUCGGUGAAUAGUUGCACCUUUUGUAAUAAUCGUGUACGAGUCGUCCUCAGUGUGAAAAGAUGGAUCUCGAUAUCAUAUAGCCGCUGUUGGAAAGGGGUCGUAUAUACAUAUACGCUGGAAAAGGAAAGAAUGUGCAGGACCGGGAGGAUUUUUCUGAAGAACAGUGGGCAGUUGAACUGUUCAGGACAAACAAGGGACUCAUAAAGAACUAUCACAAAACAUAAAAACAGUCGUGGAUCAUCCAGGCAGCAAAAGUAAAACACAAUGGACCUGAGAAGCUGAAACGCUGAUCCUCGAUCAGCUGCUCCCCUGUGAUCUUAGGAAAAGGGCAGCUCUAGCAGCUCCGCUCAUCUGAGGUCGGUUUGAAGGCCGAGUCGUUGGCUGACCCAGGGUCAGGGAGCCAAGCUUCGGACGUGAAGGCUCAUAAGAAGUGGUGGAGCUGAGAUGUCUUUCAGGCAAGCAGAGGGCAUGUCCAUUAUGCAGGCCUUAGCCAUGACUGUGGCUGAGAUACCUGUCUUCCUAUACUCCACCUUUGGGCAGUCUAUUUUCUCACAGCUGCGGAUGACCCCCAGCCUGAAGAAGGUGCUGUUUGCGACGGCGUUGGGCUCCGUGGCCCUGGCGCUCACGGCGCACCACCUGAAGAGACGCAGCAGGAAGAGGAAGCAGGUAGCGGAGAAGUCGGCGCCGAAGACGGUGGGCAUCCCGGAGCAGCUGCUACGUUCAGCAAGACCCGCAUCACUAAAGAGAGGUCCGUACCCGGGGAGACAGAUGAUGAGCCCGAGUACUCGCAGCAACGACACCAUGAGUGGAAUCUCCUCGCUUGCUGCAAGCAAACACUCGAGCUCUUCGCACACAUCGGGGCGACUCCCUCCAUCUCCCAACCAGUCAGCCGCUGUAGCCACGCCGGAGCCUGUGGCGGAAGAGCCAGGGGCGAUGGAAGAUGCAAAUGCAGAGAACUUAUACCUCAUGGGUAUGGAGCUGUUUGAGGAAGCGCUGCAGAAGUGGGAGCAAGCGCUGAACAUCAGACACCAGACUCCGUCCAACUCCUCUGCUGCUAACAGCCUCGCUCAACAGGGGGCAGCACUCACGCCAGAAGGUCGUAAUCGAAAAUUUGCAGAAAAGCUGGAGUUCCUUCUGCACCGGGCUUAUCAUUUGCAGGAAGACUUUGGCAGCACAAUACCAGCAGAUAGCCUGCUAGCUGACCUUGAGAGUGAAGGCACAUUAAUUCUGCCCAUUGUGGAAAGCUCCCACGGGCUUCGGGAUGAUGACGCCGUUACCAUCACGUCAGACGAUUCUUUCUUCUCGGCAGCCGAGCUCUUCGAGACGUUUGCUCUCGGUGAGGUGUAUCAUCCCUUAAAGCCUGCAGCUCUGUAUGAAGAGGCGCUGAAUUUGGUGAGAGAAGGGAAAGUAGAAUGCAGAUCACUCAGAACAGAGUUGCUGGAGUGUUACAGUGAUCAGGACUUCCUGGCUAAGCUGCACUGCGUCCGACAGGCUUUCCACGUGUUACUGUUGGAUGAGACUCACAAGACUUUCUUCAUGGAAACAGGCAAACAGAUAAUCAAUGGACUCUUGAUCAAAGCGAACAAGAGUCCAAAGGCAUUUUUGGAGAGCUAUCAGGACAUGUUAGUGUACACUCAACGAGAGGAGACAUGGCCAAGCACCAAGAUGGAACUGGAGGGACGAGGGGUGGUAUGUAUGAACUUCUUCGACAUCGUGUUGGACUUCAUCCUCAUGGACGCGUUCGAGGACCUGGAGAACCCGCCUACCUCCGUGGUCGCCGUCUUACGUAACCGAUGGCUCUCGGACAGUUUUAAAGAGACGGCUUUAGCUACAGCAUGUUGGUCAGUACUGAAAGCCAAAAGAAGGUUACUGAUGGUUCCAGAUGGGUUCAUAUCUCAUUUCUAUGCCAUCUCGGAACACGUGAGUCCAGUUCUGGCGUUCGGAUUCCUGGGUCCCAGACAGCAUCUGACUGAAGUGUGCACCAUUUUUAAGCAACAAAUUGUGCAGUACCUGAAGGACAUGUUUGACCACGACAAAGUGCGCUUCACAUCGACUCAGUCGCUGGCCGAAGACAUUCUGAGUUUGUCUCACAGGCGCACCGACAUCCUGCUGGGCUACCUGGGCAUCGAAAAUCUGCCUGAAGCUAACGGGGCGCUGCCUACUAGCCCAGGCGAACAGGACUGACGACACGACUGUAAGAGAAAAGAGAAAUAGAUCGAACUUCUUUAAUUCCAGAUCCAGCGGCAGAUCUACGCUCGUCAUAUUUAGCAGACCGGAAUGUAAACAAUCAGUAACUAUCCUCAGCAGGACCGAGUCUUAGAGUUUCUCUGAAGAAAUCGACACUCGGUCUGGGUUCUAUGGCUGAAACUCUUAGACUACCGCUCCUGAAAUAGCAGGCGGUAAUAACUCUUGCAUCUGUUACUAUUAAUCGAAUCGUCUAGUUGAAACGGGUUAAGUCUCAAUGUCGUAGAUCGGAUUGAUCUGCGACGGAAGAUUACAGUUUCUGUUGCAGCCUGACUGACAAAACCUAGAAUAAGCCAAUAAGUGAUGUAUGCAGAUCUACAACGUGUAAUCGAAAGUCUUCAGUUCUUUGAAAGAUGUCCUGUAGUGUCCCUACCAGCUGGACUGAAAUAUUCUAUAUGCCGAGGUCAGUGGAAAUGCCACCUUGUGUCAACUUUAGCCGACAGAACGCUAACAUUGUUUUCUCGAACAACGUCAAAGUGUUUCUUCGUCCGUCCGUCAGAUCACCAAUUAGCUCUAGAUGUGGAUGUCGGCGCCGAACACGGAUUUCCUUCGAGACCGUUCGGGUGUACGGUCCGGGACAUGUGACCGAGAACCGCUGCUUUCCGAGCCUCAUUUAAUCCCACGACCACCGAAGAAGCCGCACGAACAAGCGCACCACGGAUCCCAAAAUAACACUAAACUAAGUAGUCUAGGUCGUGUUCACUGCUAGGUUCUGUCUCUCUGUCCUUAACACGCCCUUGUAUAUAAUUAUGUCGUCCGUCGAUGUAUAUUUUGGUAUGUGCGUUAUAUGUGUAACUGGAGAUAUGAGGAGUGUGAGGAACCUAUGUAUAUGUACUCUGGGGGGAGUCAGAGGUGGGUUGCGUGCUAGCCAGAUCAAGAUCUUCGGCAGGUGGUUAUCGUCUGUUCAAUAUCGGAAGUAUAAUUCCUGUAAUCGUUACGUUCGAGCAGGUUGUAAUUAUCAUUUAGGAUGAUGAAACGGGUAUUCAGGGCACUGAAGAAUGCGAGGGACGCUUGGAAUGUAUCGGCUAACACUGGGUUUCAUUUAAAGUCGAGUUUAUGGUUUAUUAGCAAGGUAAAGCUUUCUACUGUAAUGAACUGCAGAUCACAAACGUCUGACUGAAUAAUAAAUAAUAUAUAGUCAUGCUUCAAUUCACAUCAUAUUAGGAUGAAUCUUUCCCAAUCCUGCUCUUAUAAUUCCCAGUGUACUGCUGAUUUUAUAUUUUUUUCAUCUGUGUUAAAAUGCUACUUUUUUUUUUAUUUAAAUUUUUUUAUUAUUCUUAUUUUUUUCUUUUUUUUUUUUUUAACUAAUGCAGGAUUAGGAUACAUACCCUUUGAUUUCCAAUACUAUUUUUAACUCGCCUUUAUCAACUGGGUUUUUUUUUUUUCCUUUCUUUUUUUAAAAAAAAUUAUUUUUUUUCAUUUAUGAUUUAUCACAUGUGUAUGCAUUAAAUGGAAGCGUGUGCACUGGGAAAUUUCCCCCUGCUCUAGCGUUUCCUGGACUGUUUUCCCAAGUGCUUGCCUUUUUAUAAAGAGUUGCCAACUAGCUAGCAAAAUAAAAUAACGAAGCUACGUGAGCUGCCGCGCACGUAGACGAGUCGGCAGCGAGUGGCUGAAGUCUACAGUUGCGCUGAUUCCAUCACUUAGCUAACAAAUUAGAAACCUGCUAGUGUAUAAGUUCUCAUCAGGAAGCCAUGUUCCCUCCAAGAUAAGCAACAAUCAUUUUUUUUUUAUUUAUUUUUUUUUAAAACCAAUUUUUGUAUAGGCUUUCGGGACUAGCUAGUUAAAUUUGGUUCAGAAAAAAAAAAAAAUAUAUAUAUAUUUUAAAUCCCGUAAUUCAUACUCGAUACCGAUGACGCAUCUAUUUGAGUCUUAAUGGGCAAAACAUGAGACAUGCAUGUGUGCACGUGAAAUUGUGUAUGGCAUCUGAUAAUGUUUUGUGUUUUCCUAUUUCCAUCUCCUCCCAUUUAACUCCAACCAAGUCCUGUAAUGAAGGUUCACCAGCCUUCAUUUGCACUUUAUUGUUUUAAAAAACGAUUGCAAAUCCGACACGCACGGCUUCAAUCGGAUAUUUAUAGUAAUACCGCCUAGUCAAAUAUGUUGCCUCUAAAAGCAGUGCUUGUGUUUCUUUUCAUGCGUAUCUUUCCUUCUUGGGAGUGUGCAGUCGUGUACGUUUCAUGCCGAAAGGCGGAACAAUGCAAAGAAGUGCCAAAAAGUAAAUUGGCCAGCGUUUACUUUUACUUAAAUGAUGAGAUUUCUAGUUCACUUGAUUAUGCAGAGUUGGUACACAGCUAUGACGUGGUCAACAUUGAAAGCCUGAGGAAUGACAUUGGAUGAGUUGCAUCGUUUGUGCCUGUGUUCUUUCUAUAUGACUUCUUUCUCUAUCUGUCAUAUCUGUCAUGGACUGAUAUCUGCUUUAUGUCACUUUCGCUGUGUCACUAUACAACAACUUGAUCAAAACAUGACCUUCGCUGUGUAAGAAAAUCACUUAACUAGUACAGAUAGCUUGCGGUGCUAAACUGCCAUCAAAACUACCGGGUGUCCCAAAAGUCUCCACACAUGGGGUUAAAUAACACCUUUUAGCAAACAGUUCAUUCUCAUGGCUGGAUCGGGAAGCUGUCGCAAGGUUACGAUGAGACCCGAGAGGCUUUUCACCUGCUGGUGUGAACAAUGGAUAACUGAUUAUACACCUUAACUGAGAAUGGUUUUUAGAAAACCCCGUUGGAUGUCACUGGCUGAAAUUAUACAUUUUUUUUAAAGUCUAAAAAAACCCAAGAAAACAGUUGAUUUGUUUCCGCACGUCUCGUAUGUUGACGUUAAGAAACCAUAAAUGCUUUUAGUGACUUUUUAACCAUGCCUAGGCUGUCAUCCAUGUAGGGUAAGGAGACAGUUUAACAAACAAACCAGAGGCACGAACGAUCUCUGAUAAUUCCUUCCAAGCUUUAUUUUUCUACAUAAUGUCUCUUGUAUAUUAUAGGAUAAGAUGAAGCCGUGAUUAUAUGUUUCCCCCCCCGCCCCCAUAUUGUUGUUAAACAGUAAAUGGUUACUAAUUGUAGGUAGGAAAUUGGGAAAGUGACAAAAACCGCAGACCAUACGCGCCAUAGGAUUGGUCUGAAAAACCAUUUGGGCACCUUGUUCGGAUUUGUUGUUUUACCACGCCAUCUAAUUUGCAUAGAAAAUUGGGAAAAUUCCAAUUUAGCUGAAAUCAUGGCUCCGCGUUGGACACUUGCAUAGAAAAUGAAUGGUCAUCUGUCGCUUUGUCCAUCAUGCUACCUGUGUAUAACUUUCAUCUGUAAAGAAGACACUGCAGGAGCAGUACAUGCUUUUUUUUUUUUUUUUUUUUUUUUUAAAAGCUGACUUAUAAUUACAGCUCUUAAGGAGAGGAUUGUAAAUGGUAGCCUACUGUACAAUGAGAUGCCUGAAAGGUUCGACCUUAAUUAUUCAUUUGUUCUUUUUUUAUUAUUAUUAUUAUUAUUAUUCCUAAAACAUGUUAAUUGUAACCAUGAGUUGACCUGAAAGGUGUUCAAUUUACUGACGUUUGAACUGUAAUAAUCGUUCGUUGCAUGUUAUUUGCGUAUCUGUAUCCGUCUGUUAAAUAUCUGGUUUUCCCUUCGUGUUUUUGUUGCGACGCUUUUACAUCGAGGACAUGGGAACAGUUUUGAGGAAUGAAAAGAACAAAUGUUAUAAUGGAAAGUUUCAGGACAAACUUUAUGAUGGAUUUUGACUUGCUGUAAUUAAAACUAUCUACAUCAAUAUGACAAUACUACAAGAUACAUUUUAGCUACAUGAUACUGGGUAGACAAUAUAAAUGUAGUAAUUAUACGCAGAUUAUGAAUUAUGUAGAAAUUCAUUUUGGGGAAGCCGUGUAAUCUAAAUCAGGAUGUGCUCCAUGUAGUAGUUUUAUAGUUUGGAAUGCUAUAAUGGGAAUAUUUUGGUUAUUUUGUUAUUGAUCAUUCAUGAACAAAUCCAUAAAUGUGACCAAUCAUUAUAGGAGAGCUAAUCUGACGUUUUGUUACUUAUACAGUCCCCUCCAAAACUAUUGGAACGGCAAGGCCAGGUCCUUUGUUUGUGUUAUACACCAAGGACGUGAUGGAUAUGAGAUGAGUGUUUAGGAUUACAGCUUUUAUUUCCUGGUAUUUACAUCUAGAUGUGUUAAACAUCAUAAAACCUUUUGUAUCAGACCACGCAAUUUUGAGGUGAGCAAAAGUAUAGGAACAGAUAAGUCUUAAAGUAAUUAACACUUAACAUUUGAUUGCAUAUCCCUUGCUUGCAAUAACUGCAUCAAACCUGCGACUCACUGACAUCACCAAAUUGUUGCUUUCUUCUUUCGUGAUGCUUUUCCAAGGCUUUUACCGCAGCCGUGACACUACCUCCACCAUGUUUCACAGAUCGGCUUGUACGUUUUGGAUCAUAAGCAGAUCCUUUCUUUCUCCACACUUUGGCCUUUCCAUCACUUUGGUAGAGGUUCAUCUGUGAUUCCAGAACUUGUGUGGCUCAUCUCUGUACCAGGGAAUAAAAGCUGAAAUUUUAAACUCUUCUCAUAUUCAUCUUUUGACCUCAAACCCAAAUGUCUACAGCAAAAACAGUUGACUUGGGUUUGCUGUUCCAAUAGUUUUGGAGGGGACUGUGUGUUUCAGUAACAGCUAGGAAUCAGAUACAAUGAUCUAUGGCAAAAUUAUAAAACUUAUCUACUCUAAUGUGCAGCUCGUCACAUGCUUGUGUGUUAUGUGCCGGUUGAUAUUUCAGUGUUAAGUGUCUUGUAAAAAAAAAAAGCCGUGUUAAGCUGUGCUUUCUGAACCUUUUCAUGUAGCUUUUGAGCAGUACUAACGUUGGGCGUCUAUUGAACUUCUAAUAACUGAGAGUUUUAAUUUGGAAGGUCAUCGUAAUUUGAUGAUCAUAAAUGUGUUUGCUGAGUUACACCCCUCAAAAAGUGCACUGGAAUCUUCUAUAAAAGCAGUGAAUGAACAUUCUUUUGUGUUUUCAUGGAUACUAGUCUGGCAAACAGUUGGCAAAAAAAAGAAAAAAAAAGUUUUAAUCUGAUUUUUAAUCAUGUAUAUGUGCAGGAACCAGGGGUCACCUUUAAAAAAAAAAAAAAAAAAAAAAAAAGUUCUUAUUUCCAUUUGCCUUUGGUGUAAAUCCUGGUAGUCAAUUCCGGCACAAAAGCGUUGUACUUGUGUCUGACAUUUGUAUUUUGUUUUUCUUAUAUCUGUACUUCUAUUGCACAAACAUUAAAAAAUAUAUCAUUUUU
Ictalurus punctatus (channel catfish) is the source of this 7757-nucleotide messenger RNA. It is a transcript of the gene miga2, whose product is annotated as mitoguardin 2. Gene Ontology annotation, biological process: mitochondrial fusion. The record is from RefSeq and is a predicted model, not a curated record. NCBI's taxonomy places the organism in Eukaryota, Metazoa, Chordata, Actinopteri, Siluriformes, Ictaluridae. Bases 713 to 2452 code for a protein of 579 amino acids. The transcript is spliced from 17 exons.